This is a messenger RNA of Chara braunii, 1649 nucleotides long. NCBI's taxonomy places the organism in Eukaryota, Viridiplantae, Streptophyta, Charophyceae, Charales, Characeae. The record is from the annotation of a GenBank genome assembly.
GGAGAAAAGGAGAGGGUGUGGAGGAGAAGUAGGAGGAGGAAGAGGAGGAGGUAUGGGAGGCCGAGAGAAGCCUGGAGAGGCGGCGAUGGGGCGCGGAUUGAGCUGUGUGACCGGCUCCACAAAAGAUAUGCAGAGGGUUCAGGACUACGUUAGUUAUGUAAAAUCCGAUGCGUUCCUUCGUCCUUUCCAACCCCAUGGAUUGGAUCCCUACUCCGUGGAGCGUCCGAUUCGAAACUUGUUCAAGUUUCGUUCGACGUCGGUGAAGAUGGUCGUUUAUUCCGUCGACUUUUACUCGUUGAUGUCUUUGCAUGUGGUGCUUCUUGCGAUCUUUCGUGCCCAAGGGAGGUGCUUGGAUUCUAACGGCGAGGUCUUGCGUCUUGGCAAUGGCUUACCCAAGACCACGUGGCCUCGUAUCUCCAACGAGAUGUUCCUUAUCUUGGCCCCUCUCCUUGUCUUCGUCCUCGUCUUCUACAAUAACCAGGCGUAUAAUCGGUACAUCGAGCAAUUCUUCAUGGCCCGUCAGAUCGAGAGCAGGGUUAGAUUCUUGACCAGUCGAUUGCGCGCGUUCUUCCGUAGGGAUCCCUUCCCUGGAGCCGACCAUUCGAUGCGGGCCAUCCUACGAACGCUGGUCGUCGCGCAUUACUGUCUCUACUUCCGUCUUCCAAGGUACAGUCAGCAGAAGAUUGACAAAUGGGGACUAGAGUACCUGACGAAGUGCAAUCUCAUCACAGAGAAGGAGAGGUUGAUGCUGCAGUCCAAGACAGGACCGGAGAUCAUGGGCGAAGCUCUCGCCUUCAGCACGGAGAUGUUGGGCCAACACGUUCGACGAGGCGACAUCGACACCGUAACUUACGGCCUCUUCGAGGAGGACAUCCAUCGGCUCUCCUACUUCGUGAUGGUCAUCACGUCCUACGCAAGCAACCCUGUGCCUUUCGCCUACUACCACUUGGCCAAUUUGCUCACCCUUGGCGAGCUGGUGCUGAUAGGCUACUCGUUCAUCUUCUACGACAGCUUCUUCACCAUCGUCGUUUACGCAUUACUCUGCACGGCUAUCUUAGGACUGCGGGACUUGAGCUGCGCCCUUGCGGAUCCAUUUGGCGUUGACGACACCGAUUUUCCAACCAUCCUGCCGACGGCAAAAGCGCACGCGGCCAACGAGGCAAUGCUCGAUCGGGACAGCAUUUUCGGGCCGGCGGUCAUCCAGGACACGGAAAGCAAGAGCGCGUCGGGGAACGUGGAGGACGAUGGAGACGAAGAUUCGUCAUUGAGAGAGAGGAGAGGGGGAGGGGGAGGGAGAGGGAGAGAUGCAUCACAGGAGGGGGCUCAGGAGCAAGACUCCCCACGCGAGCAUCGUGAUGAUGAGCUAUUGCACGAGGAGAGUCGGCCGAGGGCAAAACCGCUGGCAUUCGACGGCGUGGAACGGGAUCAUCAAAGUCAGCGCCGGGAUCCCUCCCUUCUUCGGCAGCAGGCUCGCGAGCCUUCUGAUUUGACCCCUCCUUUGCCCUCUCUCUCUCCUCCUUUUCCUCCUCCAUACCCACUUUCUAUUCCCUCCGGUUCCGAAGGAGCGACCACCAUCACUAUUGAUUAGCUGGUCGCUGCUCCUUUUUUUCAUCCCUUGAUCUGAGACCGGUCGCUGCUGCUUUUUCGUU